AGACUAGAUCUAUGUUACAGUUUACAGUAAUGGUUGCAGUUAAGAAAGUUUUUUUCAGGAAGAAUAUGUCUUCUGUAUUCGUUAGAUUUAUUGGAUUAGAGGGGCGGUCCACAAUUACUGAGAACAAAAUACCAAAAUAAAUGCAGAAAGGGGAACUGGAAUGUGGCAUUCAAUCUGGGUUAAUGAAAGUGCUAUGAAAUUAACUGGCUCAAAAUGCAAAAAAUGGAGUCUAGUUUACUGUAAAACUUGUUCAGUUUGUAAUAAAACAAUGACUACAUUAACAAGAUUUCAGAAAAUCGUUGACAUCCAACGUAUCUCGUCUUUUACCUCUUUCAAUUUAAAACAAAAUAAUUAUUAUAAAUCAAAGUACCUUAUAUCCCAGUGCAGCUUUCCUUUAGAUAUAAGGCCUCUAACAAACCACACACAAUGGAAAAGCUGUCAAGAACAGAGACAUUACUUGUAUAGACCAAGUCUCAUUUCCUCCACCACAUUUUUAACUCAGAGUCUUUCAAGUCAUCCACAUCACAGUCUCAUCCAGUGUUUUCACACAUCUUCAUCCUCAUGGAAGGAAGAGUCAAAUGUUGAGAAAGCUGUAAAAGCCCUCAAAGAUAACGCCAAGGUUGCCAAAGUGGAAGACGACAAGGCUGCAGUUGCAGUUAAAAAAACCUUGUGGCAGAAGGUGGUUGCAGUAGUCAAACAUUACUACCAUGGCUUUCGAUUGUUAGCGAUUGACAUCAACAUCUGUAGCAAGUUAAUAUGGCAGUUACUGAGUGGUAAAAGUCUGACCAGGAGAGAAUAUAAUCAGUUAGUAAGAACCACUGCAGACAUGUUUCGACUUGUGCCACUGUUGGUCUUCAUUAUUGUACCUUUUGCUGAGUUUUUGCUUCCAUUUGCACUCCAUUUUUUCCCCAAUAUGUUACCUAGUACAUUUGCAGAAAAAGAUGUGAAAGUGGAGAAUGAAAAAAUUAAGAAGACAUUGAAGGCCAAAAUUGAAAUGGCUAAAUUUUUGCAAAAAACUAUUCAAGAAUCUGCAUUGGAAGCUAAAAAAUCUGAUGGACAAACAGCACAAUCAUUUGCUUCAUUCAUAGACAAGAUUAGAAAUGAAGGAGUGAAGCCUAGUACCAAGGACAUCAUGAAGUUUGCCAAACUGUUUGAAGAUGAAAUAACGUUGGAUAAUUUGACCAGACAGCAACUGAGAGCAUGUUGCAUCAUGCUCAAUGUGACUCCUAUUGGUAGUGAUGCUCUACUUAGAUUUCUACUUCAAAUGAAACUCAGAGGUCUUAAAGCCGAUGAUCUGAUGAUUCAGAAAGAGGGAAUUGAAACUCUGACUAUUAGUGAGCUACAAGCUGCCAACAGAGCUCGUGGUAUGAGAGCACUGGGUGUUUCUGAAGAGCGCUUGCGAGAACAAAUGCGUCAGUGGCUGCAGCUUCAUCUUGUGGAGAAAAUUCCUACGUCCUUACUUCUUCUGUCUCGUGCUCUUUAUCUUCCAGAAACUUUAUCUGCGGAAGAGAAAAUUGGUGCUACCCUUACUCAGCUGGCUACCACUGCUGCUGAUGAAGCUAAGAUCAAAGUUGCUGAAAUAUCUGGUGAAACAGUGGACAACAAAACUAAGAUUGAGAUUAUUAAACAUGAGGAGGCAAUCAUUGCUGCUGAGAAGGAACAAUUAGCUAAGGAGAUAAAGUCUUUGAAAGACCAGACUGAACGAGACAUGGCAGAGGCAAAAGCUGCAGACACAGCCAUGGCUUCACAGCUCAACAUGGAUGAUACAGCAAGAAAUCUUGAUAUUUCUCAACAUGAAAUGCUAAUUGAUCAUGCUGAAACCUUGAAGGCUUCUCCCAGUGAGAGCUUUAAGGGUGAAAAGGCAGAGAUCACUACCAAGGAUCUGGAUGAGAUGGAAUCUAUUUUAGAGGAGAUAGCAAAAGAAAGAAAAAUUAAUAUUGAACAAGAUGCUCUUAAAGGUCUCAAGGAUGAAGUCUCAGAGUACAAAGAGGACUUGGCAGAUCUUAAGGAUGUGGCUGUUGUGAUUGGAGCAGAUCAGAAUGAAAUAAGUGAAUCUAAAGCUGCCAAACAUUUAGCUAAAAAGGUGGAUCAGAUGAUUGCCCGUUUGGAUACUGUUGUGGAUGAGCUUCAAGAAGAAAAAACUCAUAUUCAGGAUAAAAUAUCGAAAGCUGAGAAGACCAUGGAAGAACAGCCUAUAGAGACAGCCCAACAAUCUCAAGAAAAGAUUGAUAUCUACAAGAAAAAUAUCAUUACAAUUAAUGAAAUGAUGGAUGCAUUGAAAAGAUUAAAGAAAGUCCCGAGUGAUUCUAAGCUCAGUCAUAUAUUUCAAGUGCUAGAUCAAGACAAAGAUGGUAACAUUGACAUCAAUGAUGCACUGAAGGUAUUGGAACAGCUUAGCCAGGAACACCUCAAAUUGAGUGCAACCCAGUUAGAUGAAGUCCUCAAUUUACUUAAGCAUGAAGCUAUGCUGGAGACACAAGAGAGAGUGAAAGAAAAAGAAGAGAAGGAAAAAAGGGAAUCAGAAAAACUGAAAGAGCAGAUCUAAGCAUUAGGCUCAAAUAGUUCUUAUAUUGAGAAACCUCUAACCUUACCUAGCUCGUUAAUCAAGGCAAUUGUAACCAAAUCAAUGAAAAAACAAUAGUAGAUUAUUAACUGUGUUCUGUUAAAUACAAUUAAAUAGGAAUUUUGUUAGUUUAAAUCCAAUUUAAUCAGGUGUAGGGUUUGUUUUGCUUGUAAAAUGAAAGAAUUAAGUAAAAUGAAAGAAUUAAACUAAAUGUUUAUCAGUGAAUCAAUACAUGCAUAUAUCAGGGGAUAUUUAUUUGUAUAUUUAUCAAUUAUAUUGCAAGUGUGAACAUGGCAUUGUAAAUUGGAUUUGACAUAGUUUUGUUUUAUUAGAUCUCAUGAGUGUAAGAUCUGUUCUAUACUUUAAACUACACUAGAUUUAGUUGUAUUGUGUUAGUUGGCAAUACUCUUUCUCAUAAUUGUAUGUACUUUGUACAUGUUUGACUCGUUUAUUGAUACUCACUAAUGUUUAAACAUUGUAAACUAACAAACUUUUUGAGAUACAAUGUUAUUUACAAUUUGAUAAGUCAGCAUUUGGCUGUUUUCUAGUGACUGAACCCCAAUCUCUGUUUUAAUGAAGCCUUUUUAUAAUCUUGGAUCUUUAUUUGUGUGAGGUGAAUAGUUACUUUGGAUUGCUUAUUACGUUUGGAUUAGGCAGCCAUUGUUACGAUGGAAAAUUGACAAUUUUAAAAAAUGUGAAUCAUCCUAUUAAAAAAAAUAAGGACAUAACUGGGUAGAAACUUUUACUCUUGUAUUAUUAGAUUAAAAAAAACUUUGAUGCUUGUUUAAAUUAUGUUUGUUUAAAAGCUAUAAAGACAGGUCUAAAUUAUUUCUAUAAAUCUUACACAGUACUAAAGACGACAUUUUUCAGUCUAUUAUUUUAAACUUAUUAAAAUCUCAUGAUUACAAUU
Biomphalaria glabrata is the source of this 3473-nucleotide messenger RNA. Its product is annotated as mitochondrial proton/calcium exchanger protein-like. Gene Ontology annotation, biological process: intracellular monoatomic cation homeostasis. Gene Ontology annotation, molecular function: ribosome binding; calcium ion binding. The transcript has 14 exons. The record is from RefSeq and is a predicted model, not a curated record. Lineage: Eukaryota; Metazoa; Mollusca; Gastropoda; Planorbidae. Bases 161 to 2545 code for a protein of 794 amino acids. Gene Ontology annotation, cellular component: mitochondrial inner membrane.